Molecule: messenger RNA, 2285 nt
Organism: Hippopotamus amphibius kiboko
Lineage: Eukaryota; Metazoa; Chordata; Mammalia; Artiodactyla; Hippopotamidae
Gene: C6H6orf58
Product: chromosome 6 C6orf58 homolog
Exons: 7
Coding region: 937-2013 (358 amino acids)
Source: RefSeq, a predicted model, not a curated record
CUGAGCCCGCAUGCUGCAACUACUGAAGCCCGUGUGCCUAGAUCCGGUGCUCCACAACAAGAUAAGUCACAACAAUGAGAAGCCCGCGCACCACAACAAAGAGUAGCUCCUGCUCUCCGCAACUAGAGAAAGCUUGCUCACAGCAACAAAGACCCAACACAGCCAAAAAUAAUAAUUAAAAAAAAAAGUGAUUUUUUAAAAAGGGAAAAUUUAAAGAAAUAACCUAUAAGACUUGUAGAAAACUGACGGAAACUGUAGGGACACUGCCCUCUGUCAAGGGGCAAGAGUUAGUCAGAAUCAUGUGUCAAUACAAUUUAUGUUACACUUUCUUCUCUUCUGGGGUUUCAGACUGGAUGCCUAGUGAUAGAUCCCUCUUGUGGCUCUAGAUCUUACAAAAAGUUAAUGUUUAACCUGCACAGCAGGUUAAGGAGUUCAGGGUACACAUUUGUUUUAAAUACGUUUCUAGUGUAUAAUUUUCAAGAAUAUCCAUGUCCUUGUUCCAAUGAAGAUGCAGUGUUGGUGGUUUUUUGGUUUUGGUUUUUGCUUUUUUCCCCUUAUAUUUCAUGCCAUAGUGGAGGGAAUGAAGAUAACUUUACAUAGGUGUUAAUAAAAACCCAUUUCAGACAAAAAGUACAGCCAAGGAAUAUUUAAUCAGGAAAAAUGUAGCCUAUAUGCUAUACCAUUACACCUGUAUAAAUGUAUCAUGUAAUUAAAAAAUUAACUAUAAAAGUAUUUUAUAUGUUCUUAAGUAUAAGCCAGUUAAAUAUUUAGAAAUAUCUUAUUUUAGAAAUAUUGACCAUGCCUUAUGUUUUUGGUAAUUUAAAAAAUUGUGUUGAUUACUAGGACUUCUCAUGUGUGAAUAUAAAACAAUGUGCUUUGCAUACAAAAAGCUCUAAAUCUUUCUACUCUUUGACUAUAGGUGGGAAUAGAAGAAGGAUGGAAGUAUGGCGCUGUAGUUCUCUGGGACCCACACAAAAUCCAGCUUUGCAUUAUACCAUUUCCAAGAUAGUAUCACUGUCUUUAAGUGGAGCUUUCAGUCUCUCAGACCUGUUUCUCCCGCUGUGGAAUGAGAGUCCUGGUCAGUUCAAUGACUACAAGGUGGAGAAUGGAAAGUAUGUUAUUGAUCCCUGGGUAUACCCUAAGAGAAUGGGGAUGUAUAAAAUCCUCAUGAACAAAACAGCCAGUUAUUUUGAAAAAUUUGCACCAGAUAAUGAACAGAAUUUUUUAUGGGGAUUGCCUUUGCAGCAUGGCUGGCAAUAUACUACAGGCAGAUUAGCUGAUCCCAGCCGAAGGACAGACUGUGGCUAUGAAUCUGGAGAUCACUUGUGCAUCUCUGUGGACAGCUGGUGGGCUGAUAUAAAUUACUUUCUAUGUGCACUACCCUUCCUUGCUGCGGUCGAUUCUGACGUAAUGGGGAUAUCAUCAGAUCAAGUCCUGCUUUUGCCACCACCCAAGGACCAGACAAAGUUUUGUCUUAAUGUUUCUAGUUGUCAGUCAUCCUUUCCUAAGACAAUGAGCAAGUGGAAUGCCCUAUACAAGCAUUUGCAGUCACCUUCUAGUAGCUUUGAUGACUUGUUGAAGUACUUGUGGGAUGCACAUCUCUCGACCUUGAAAGAUGCUUAUAAAAUUUUUGAGGAUAGGUUAGAAUAUUAUUCUAAACCAGAAGCAGAUUUUGGAAGAGAUUGGUGUGUGGCUUUGGACUAUUUAGCUGCAGCCUGCUUCCCUACAACCUUUAUUAGAGUAUCUGAGUUCCAGAAGGGCCUGCCACCACGAAUGCUUGUUGACGGGGAUGAAGCCCCUUUCAUCAGUGACUUUACUGACUUCCAGAACAUAUUGCUGCUCAGUCUACAUCUUCUUCACAAAGUGGAUGACGCUACAGAUUCAUUAUCUUUGACUAUAUGGAAAAUUUUAAUGAAGACAAAUGCUGCAAAGAAACUAGCUCUAGAGAUUUUUGAAAUAAUCCUUGCAAUUUUUAAUCCAACGUUUCUGGAAAUGAUUAAUGAAUUAAAAUGAACAAUUCUAACUUGAGCAACAGUAAUUUCAAAAUUUAACACUAUCACAAUCAUAUAGUUUUCUUGUUUCUGGUGUUUUUAACUUUUACUCAUUUGUUAGGAUUUUGUCCAUGCAUUCCUAACUUUAAAUUCAACUUAAAGCUAUGAUUAUUUUACUCAAUUAAUAAUUCUUGAUUUUUGAAUUCAUUAACACUUAAAAUGUUCAGGAUCUAAAGAAGAUUGUAUUAACCUGUCACAGAUCACUAAGAAAUUAAUAAACAGACAACAAACUUG